AUGUACACUUUAACUUAUCAUAAAGCGAGUUGCCGGCCAGUGAUACUGAAUCGUCUUGUUCCAACCUGUCAAUCGAAGAAACUUUUGCUGGUCGCAGCUUGUCGCGGCGAUGUGAACAAGUUCAGCAUCGAUGAAUGUCCUCUGAAAGGCGCACUAGGGACGGGCAAAAAUACGGUCGCUCAGCGCUCAAUGCUCAUGCAAUCUGCGACAUCCACCCCGAUGAAGCUCGACAUUCGGGCGAAUGACUUUGCCGAUGCUGAAACCCUUGCGAUCGAGUGGAAUGUGGUGGUCAUACACCGCGGGGAUAAAUGCAUCAAAGUGAUGAUCCAAGCACUUGAGUCGCCUGGAUGUAUCUGUCUGCGACUAUUGGUGUUGACGGACAAGCAGCAGACACUACUCAGGCGGUUCUCGACUGUGCUGAUGGGUCCUAAUAAGAGAGGACAUCCAAAAGCGUGGUACGAGCCUUGGCUGAGCUCUGGGAGGGCACUAGGUCUCAUUCCAGACUAUUAA
Messenger RNA from Suillus plorans, 510 nucleotides. RefSeq lists its product as uncharacterized. Bases 1 to 510 code for a protein of 169 amino acids. The transcript has 8 exons. The record is from RefSeq and is a predicted model, not a curated record. NCBI's taxonomy places the organism in Eukaryota, Fungi, Basidiomycota, Agaricomycetes, Boletales, Suillaceae.